Megalobrama amblycephala (Wuchang bream) is the source of this 5053-nucleotide messenger RNA. It is a transcript of the gene sema4ba, whose product is annotated as sema domain, immunoglobulin domain (Ig), transmembrane domain (TM) and short cytoplasmic domain, (semaphorin) 4Ba. Gene Ontology annotation, molecular function: semaphorin receptor binding; chemorepellent activity. Gene Ontology annotation, biological process: axon guidance; negative chemotaxis; semaphorin-plexin signaling pathway. The transcript has 15 exons. The record is from RefSeq and is a predicted model, not a curated record. Lineage: Eukaryota; Metazoa; Chordata; Actinopteri; Cypriniformes; Xenocyprididae. The coding region runs from base 1519 to 4002 and encodes 827 amino acids.
AAAUUCAGACUAACCCGCUCGAUUCAUAUGGAUUAGUUUAACGUUCUCUUCAUGAACUUUUUGACUCGUCAAAGUGUCAAUGGAGGGACAGAAAUCUCUCAGAUUUCAUUAAAAAGAUCUUUAUUUGUGUUCCGAAGAUGAAUGAAAGUCUUACAGGUUUGGAACGACAUGAGGGUGAGUAAUUAAUGACAGAAUUUUCAUUUUUGGGUGAACUAACCCUUUAAAUGUAGUUGGAAAAAAAAAGUCUUGGUUAAAACAACAAGAUUUAAUGCAAAUUCAGUUGAAUUUCUACCCUGCGCAAUGAACGAAACAAUUAAAGUUCUACUCACAAAUAAAACAAAUUUUGUGUUAGUUUGCAUGCAUAUCUGCUUAUACAAACAUAAAUAUAAAUAUUUUGUUUGGUCAUAUGAUACAGUUUGUAUAAAUUAUCCUAGAUUUCCAAUUAAUUCCCGUAAAUUCCUGUUAAGUUUCCAAAAUGGAAUAUUUCCAAAAUAUUAACUUCCCGUGGAAUGUUUCUGGAAAUUUACCGGAAAUUUCCCGCCCCUUUGUAACCCUUUUUACAAUUAAAUAAAUAUCAAGUAUAUGUGUGUAUCUGCCUAUUUUUACUUAUCAGACCAGUAAGCAUCACUAAAAAUGUAAAUGACUGUUGUGAUUCACCCAGAAACAAUAGUUUCCUUCUCAUUGAGGGUUAGACUGCCAACUGAAAGAGAUUAAUAUAACUGCAUUAUUUUAUUUUCAUCCUGCCAUCCAUUAUUGAUGCCAAAAAGGGUGUGUGUACAUAUGUAAAACCAUUGUGCAUAAACAUAAAAUCCAUCUCCAUCUGAUGAUAAUCCAUUCCACAAUAGCAGUUUGAGAUGGUCGCAGUGUAUUUUUCCUCUGCAGGUUCUUACGUUAUCAGACAGAAGGUGUAAAGGGGAGUGCCUCCUCUCCCCUUUCCACAGCUCUGCCUCCUCAGGAGUGGAAAGCAAUGAUGUAAUGUGCCUGGCUGCCUCAGAAUGAGCAGCCCCCCUCUGCUGCGUUUCAUUCCCCCUUUCUCUCUCUCUCUCGUUUUCUCUCUGCCUCUCUCUCUCUUUCUCUCACUCUCCCUCCCAUCCGCUGCCACUGCUGCUGCUGCUGCUGGUGGCUGGCGUUUGUAUGCGCUGUGCCGUGUGAGCUGCAGCCCUGGGCAUCUCUGGGGAUCCCUGCAGAGCUACUGUUCCUCUUCUCCCUGUGACGGCCAGGGCUCGCCCGCUCGCGGAAAAGACCCUCUCUCGUCGGCUGAGAGAUUGCUGAGAAGCCUGUGUGACAGUCUGCACAAGCACAUGGAGACUGUUUUGGGCCGUAUCAUCGUCCUUGAGGACUUGUUUCUUGGUGAAAAUCCACAAUUGUGAGGCCCUGCAAAGGUGACCACCGGUCUUCACGUCAAUACACGGCUCUCAUUUUCAGAAGUUUUAGGAGAAGAAGAAAAAUAAACAAGCAAGGGAAAAGAUCUUCAUGAGCGCCAGAAAAUCCAGAGCACACUGAGACACACGGAGCAAAAUGUGGACACUAAACAUGACACGUGUCUCUUUCCUGUUGCUCCUGGUCGGAUGGGGCCAAGCAGCAGAAGACGACGUCACCCCUCGCCUCAGUUUCUCUUACAAUGCAAACGAGAGGUCGGCCAAGAGAUUUUCACCCGAUGGAGUCUUCAAUUACACCUCUCUGCUCCUCAGUAAAGAGGAUAACAUGCUGUACGUUGGCGCUCGAGAGACUCUCUUCGCACUCAAUAUCAGCGAUAUCAGCAGAACGCAGCUGCAGCGUAAUUUAACAUGGAGCACACCUCAGAGAAAGAGAGACGAGUGCAGUUUCAAAGGGAAAGACUUACAGACUGACUGCUUCAAUUACAUCAAGAUUUUACUGCGCGUGAACAGCACUCACCUGUACGUGUGCGGAACGUAUGCUUUCAGCCCUAUCUGCGCAUACAUCAACACGUCUGAUUUUUCCCUGGUGCGCAGUGAAGUGGGCGAAAUAGUCACCGAAGAUGGUCGAAGCCGGUGCCCUUUCAACCCUGAAUACAAGUCCACGGCCAUCAUGGCUGAUGGAGAGCUGUAUGCUGGCACGGUCAGUAACUUCCAAGGGAACGAACCUAUCAUUUACAAAAGCCUUGGCCAGGGCACAGCCUUAAAGACUGAAAACUCACUGAACUGGCUUCAAGACCCUGCUUUUGUGGGCUCAGCCUACAUUCAGGAGAGUUUGCCCAAAGGCAACACAGUCGGCGAUGAUGAUAAGAUUUACUUCUUCUUCAGUGAAGCGGGAAAGGAGUUCGAUUUCUUUGACAACACCAUUGUGUCACGCAUCGCUCGCGUGUGUAAGGGUGAUAAAGGUGGAGAGAGGGUUCUUCAAAAGAAAUGGACGACCUUUCUGAAAGCCCAGCUCCUGUGUUCAUUACCGGACGACGGGUUCCCCUUCAACAUCAUCCAGGACAUGUUCGUAUUGACCCCCAGCAAAGAGGCCUGGAAGAGUACUGUGUUUUAUGGAGUCUUCACCUCACAGUGGUACAAAGGUGCUUCAGGCAGCUCGGCUGUAUGUGCGUUUACCAUGGACCAGGUUGAAGAGGCGUUUAAUGGACGUUACCGGGAAGUUAAUCGAGAGACGCAGCAGUGGUACACCUUCAACCACCAAGUACCAGAACCCAGACCUGGAGCGUGCAUCACCAACGCGGCCCGUGCCCAAGGGAUCUCCUCCUCUCUGCACAUGCCUGAUAAAGUGUUGAACUUUGUGAAGGACCACUUCCUCAUGGAUAGCGUGAUUCGCAGCCAGCCUCUGCUCCUCAAACGAAACGUGCGCUACACGCAGCUCGCUGUGCACCGAGUACAGGCUCUUCACAAGACCUACGAUGUGCUUUUCAUCGGCACAGAUGACGGCAGGAUUCACAAAGCCAUCAACGUUAAGCACAAGAUGUAUAUCAUUGAAGAGCUGGUGAUUUUCCCCGAGCCUCUUUCUGUACAACACAUCGAACUGAAUGAUGAGAAGGGACUGUUGUUUGUGUCCAGCUAUUCUGGGCUGGUUGAAAUCCCUCUUGCCAACUGCUCCAACUACCAGAGCUGUGGAGAGUGUGUGCUGUCUAGAGAUCCUUACUGUGCCUGGACAGGGAAGCAGUGUUCAAAUAUCAAGCAUGCUCCAGCUAAGAGCCAAUGGCUACAAGAUGUAGAUGAUGCCAACACUGCCAUGUGCAAAAUGACAAUGCCAAGCCCCCGUUCUGUAAGACCGACUCCACCACGUGUUCCAUCAUGUCAUGUGGUACAAAUACCAGUCAACACAUUUACGGUUCUACCCUGCAAGCUGCGAUCCAACUUGGCCGAGAGGCGAUGGGAUUACAGUCCUACCGCCGAGCAAUUCGUCUACCAUAGUCCUGACGGCGGGCUGGUGGUUGUAGCCCAAGUGGAUAGGGAGGAGAUCUAUGAAUGUUGGUCCGUAGAAGGCGGCUACCGACAACUUCUGGCCAAUUAUUGCGUUAAAGCAGAGCACGAAAGCACCACCCUGACCGGACGUUCCCGAACGCAGCUCGUGCCCCAAGGGGAGGCGAUUAUCCUGCCCGGGGAAACGCGGUCGCCGCAGAAAACCAAAACGUACUGGAAUGAACUGAUUGUUGUGUGUGCCUUACUCGUGUUCUCCCUGGUGGUCCUGUCGCUGUUCGUGGCGUACAGGAACCGAGAUAGGAUGAAGUCCAUGCUGAAGGAAGGCGAGUGCCCCAACAUGCAACAGAAGAAACCGCGAAUUCCGGGGAAGCACACGGAAAGCCUUCCACUAAACGGCAACAAUAUCCCGCCCUCUGUGUCUGACCACAAGGGCUACCAGACGCUCAAUGAUAACUACAUCUGCAGCACUCCAACCCACGAAUGCUCCUCGCCCGAGAACAGCAAGAGCUUCUCGGAAUCCGAAAAGAGACCAUUGAACUUAAAGGAGAGCCACGUGGAAAUCUCGCCGACUUGCCCGCGGCCUCGAGUACGACUGGGCUCGGAAAUCAAAGACUCGAUCGUUUAAGUCUGUUUGGGAUGACUGUUAAAAAAAUAGUGGCCUCUGAACUGAACAGCGCCAAGGGAGGGACAGACUGAAAAUGACUGGAAACGUACCAUCACUGGGUUUUAUUUUGCACUUUGUCUCCUCUCAUUUUGUCUUGGUGAUCUGUUCACAUUUCUCAGUCACUGCCAAGUCUGUGAAGCACCCAGAGCCACGACGAGCGGGACGCAAGGCCUAGAGUACGCUUUGAAAAAAAUAACGGUGGGCAUUGCGAAAGACGCCAGUCCAGUCGUCCCGCCCGGUCCGUCCAAAAUAAGUCUGGUGGCAUCUGUGUGAAAGCAAUACGAUGCCCUCAGGGUUCACUAACCUGUCAUGCUCCCAUCUCAUCCCUCGGCCUGCCGCGUAGAGUUGGUCGUCCUGUGAACGAGAAGACGAAAAUUCAAACUUUAGUCUAUAAUAGAGUCUCUGCUAAACAUAGUGCCUGACGUGAGAUGAUUAGCUGACAUUUCAACACAAUGUAAGAUGUAGUGGUGCAUCAAAAGCUUUGAUGGUAUAUGCAAAACCUUUGCGUAGUAUAUCAUCACGACCUCAGCACAUUGCAGGCAUACUAUGCAAAUCACAUAAAGGAGAAGCAUCGUGUAGAGAGCUAAAAAAACAGCACACGGCUGUCCUAGUACAAUAAGUGAUGCCACGACCUCAGUAUUCUACACUACUCCUCAGAGGUACACACGUUUAAUAAUGUAUGCAAGUGAGAUUGAGGCAUAGAAAAAGCCCACAAUGGGGAUUCAAUGUGUAGAGAACUCCAAAGAAGGCAUGUUAGCAAUACUAACAGUACAUCCAAGGCACACAUUACAUUCUGAAGGUGCAGAAAUAUUCUUUAUACCCCAAUCAAAAUCAGUUGCUUAUUGAUCAGUGGUAUUCAAAAAUCAUUUAAAGCAGUGGUUCUCAACCUUUUUUCUUUCUUUUUUUUUUUGUUUUUUUUUUUUGACUCCAAGGCCCCCCAGUGUCCACAACAAUAUAUACGGAAGAGGAUUAGGGCCAAGCAAUAAUAAAAAAAUAAAACCAUCUCGAGAUU